Messenger RNA from Pseudophryne corroboree (corroboree frog), 8426 nucleotides. It is a transcript of the gene ACACB, whose product is annotated as acetyl-CoA carboxylase beta. The coding region runs from base 220 to 7506 and encodes 2428 amino acids. Gene Ontology annotation, cellular component: mitochondrion. NCBI's taxonomy places the organism in Eukaryota, Metazoa, Chordata, Amphibia, Anura, Myobatrachidae. Gene Ontology annotation, biological process: fatty acid biosynthetic process. The transcript has 54 exons. The record is from RefSeq and is a predicted model, not a curated record. Gene Ontology annotation, molecular function: ATP binding; acetyl-CoA carboxylase activity; metal ion binding.
ACAGUUUUGCUAUGACAGUUGUUGUAGUAGUUGCUGCUGCAGCUCACAUAUAAGUUGGGAGAUAACAGCAGCCGCACUGUUGAGUGGAUGGAUGGAAAGAUGGCUUCAUUAUUGUGAAUGGGACACAAUAUAAGGAGAAGGUAUGCUUACAGCAUAUUGUCCACAUGCAGAAUUAUCCACUAGGACUAGGCCAUGCUUGCUUUAUAGGACGGUUUCUGAAUGUUGCUUUGGGUCUGGUCCUCAAUACUAGUUUUGUUAGGGUUUAUGUGGAAAACGAGAAAGAGUAUCACCUGUAAGAUAUACCAGAUAUUUUAUUCCUGCGAAACAGUCAUGGAAGCAGAUAAAGAACAUCCCGAACAUUUACAACCAGCGAAUGGUCCAUCUGAGACAGAAGAAUGUCCAGAAAUACAUGUAGACACUAUUCCCUCCAGUCAAGUACAAGAUGGGGACUUGGCAUUACCACCAGUUAUUCCAUCUCCUGUAACACCAAAGCAGAAACAGCUGAAAUUUGCCCCCUCCCAAGGAAGUCUUGCAGAGCCUAGGAACACACAGAUAAGGAAGCCACCCCUCUCACGAUUUAUUUUGGGGUCUUCUGAGGACAACUCGGAUGAUGAUGAUUCUGCUGGUGGCUCUUUCAAAAGUCCUAGAAAAGGCAGCUUUUCCAGCAUUGGUUCCCAGACAUUCCUAUCAUCACUACCAGAAAUGGAGCCACUGAGUACAACCAUAAGGUCCAGCAUGUCUGGACUACACCUUGUGAAGAAGGGACGAGAACAGAAGAAGCUGGACCUCCACCGAGACUUCACUGUUGCUUCUCCAGCUGAGUUUGUGACACGAUUUGGCGGUAACCGCAUUAUCGAGAAGGUACUUAUUGCUAACAAUGGCAUUGCAGCUGUCAAGUGCAUGCGCUCUAUACGGAGGUGGUCUUAUGAGAUGUUCCGCAAUGAGCGAGCAAUACGCUUUGUUGUUAUGGUCACCCCAGAGGAUCUUAAAGCUAAUGCAGAGUACAUCAAGAUGGCUGAUCAUUAUGUUCCGGUCCCAGGAGGACCAAAUAAUAACAACUAUGCCAAUGUGGAGUUAAUUGUUGAUAUUGCCAAACGAAUUCCAGUUCAGGCUGUGUGGGCUGGAUGGGGCCAUGCCUCUGAAAAUCCCAAACUUCCAGACCUCCUACAGAAACAGAACAUUGCAUUCAUGGGGCCACCAAGUCAAGCAAUGUGGGCAUUGGGAGACAAAGUGGCCUCAACCAUCGUGGCUCAGACUGUAGGAAUCCCAACCUUGUCUUGGAGUGGAGAUGGUCUUCUUUUAGAAAGCAGCUCGGAGGACAAGCAGCAGCAAAGUGUUAUUUGUGUCCCUUCUGAAGUGUAUGAAAAAGGUUGUGUGAAAGACGUGGAUGAAGGAUUAGAGUCUGCAGAGAGAAUUGGGUAUCCAGUCAUGAUAAAAGCAUCUGAGGGUGGAGGUGGCAAAGGCAUUCGCAUGGCAGAGCGAGCAGAGGAUUUCCCCAAUCUUUACCGGCAGGUUCAGACAGAGGUCCCCGGAUCCCCCAUCUUUGUGAUGAAGCUAGCUCAGCACGCCAGGCAUUUGGAGGUGCAGAUAUUGGCAGACCAAUUCGGAAAUGCCGUGUCUCUCUUUGGACGUGACUGCUCCAUACAGAGACGGCAUCAGAAGAUCAUCGAGGAAGCUCCAGCGACAGUAGCUGCUCCAUCUGUGUUUGAAUACAUGGAGCAGUGUGCAGUCCGUCUGGCUAAGAUGGUGGGCUAUGUUAGUGCAGGCACUGUCGAAUAUCUUUACAGCGAGGAUGGGAGCUUCCAUUUCUUGGAACUGAACCCCCGACUUCAGGUGGAACAUCCCUGCACCGAAAUGAUUUGUGACGUCAAUCUUCCUGCUGCUCAGUUACAGAUCUCCAUGGGAGUGCCCCUAUUCAGGAUUAAAGACAUUAGAGUUCUGUAUGGUGAGACACCCUGGGGAGAUCUUCCCAUAAACUUUGAGAACCCCACAAAUGCACCAAACCCAAGAGGUCAUGUAAUUGCUGCCAGAAUAACCAGUGAAAACCCCGAUGAGGGGUUUAAGCCCAGCUCAGGGACAGUCCAGGAGCUUAACUUCCGGAGCAACAAGAAUGUGUGGGGAUACUUCAGCGUGGCUGCCGCUGGUGGCCUACAUGAGUUUGCGGACUCACAGUUUGGACAUUGCUUCUCCUGGGGAGAAAACCGUGAAGAGGCUAUCUCGAACAUGGUUGUGGCUCUUAAAGAGCUAUCUAUACGUGGAGAUUUCAGGACCACAGUGGAAUACCUCAUCAAAUUAUUGGAGACUGAGAGCUUCCAAAACAAUGAAAUCGACACUGGGUGGCUGGAUCACCUGAUUGCAGAGAAAGUCCAGGCUGAGAAACCAGAUGCUAUGCUUGGAGUGGUCUGUGGGGCUCUCAAUGUUGCAGACACGUUGUUUCAAACCUGCAUGAAUGAGUUCCUUCACUCACUGGAGAGAGGGCAAGUCCUUCCUGCAGCCACACUGUUAAAUAUUGUGGAUGUUGAGCUGAUCUCUGAGAGAGUAAAAUACAGACUAAAGGUCGCCCGGCAGUCUCUCACUACCUAUGUGAUUAUUUUGAAUAACUCUCACAUUGAAAUAGAUGUACAUCGUUUGAGCGAUGGUGGAUUGCUGCUGUCCUAUGAAGGAAAUAGUUAUACCACCUAUAUGAAAGAAGAAGUAGAUCGAUAUCGUGUAACAAUAGGUAACAAGACCUGUGUGUUUGAAAAGGAGAAAGACCCUACAGUACUGCGUUCCCCUUCAACUGGCAAACUACUUCAGUACACAGUAGACGAUGGCUCCCAUGUUAAUGCAGGAGAUUGCUUUGCAGAAAUAGAGGUAAUGAAGAUGGUCAUGACAUUACUGGUGCAGGAGCCUGGUCAUAUUCGUUAUGUGAAGCGUCCUGGCGUUGUUCUGGAAUCUGGAUGUGUGGUGGCUCGUAUUGACUUAGAUGACCCAUCUAAAGUUCAUCAGGCAGAACUGUACACUGGAGACCUCCUCCAACAGCAGACCCUGCCUAUCAUAGGAGAGAAGCUUCACCAGGUGUUCCACAGUGUGCUGGAAAAUCUCAUUAAUGUGAUGAAUGGAUACUGCUUGCCAGAGCCAUACUUCACUAUCAAGAUAAAAGAAUGGGUUCACACACUGAUGAAGACCCUGCGGGACCCCUCUCUUCCUCUAUUGGAGCUGCAGGAGAUCAUGACCAGUGUAUCCACUAGGAUUCCACCCACUGUAGAGAAAUCCAUAAGGAAAGUGAUGGCUCAGUAUGCCAGCAACAUCACCUCAGUCUUAUGCCAGUUCCCUAGCCAGCAGAUUGCCAAUAUCCUGGACAGUUAUGCAGCCACCUUGCAGAAAAAGGCAGACCGGGAGGUGUUUUUCAUGAACACUCAGAGUAUUGUGCAGCUUGUGCAGAGAUAUCGCAGUGGAAUUCGUGGAUACAUGAAGUCAGCAGUGCUGGAUUUGCUAAGAAGGUACCUACAGGUUGAAACUCAAUUCCAGCACUCCCACGAUGACAAGUGUGUGAUAAACUUACGGGAGCAAUACAAACCAGAUAUGACGCCUGUAUUAGAGUGCAUUUUCUCACACGCCCAGGUGGCGAAGAAGAAUGUCCUUGUCACCAUGUUAAUUGAUCAGCUUUGUGGUCGAGACCCAACUGUAACAGAUGAGCUAAUGAAUAUUCUUAAUGAACUGACUCAACUAAGCAAGACUGAGCAUUCAAAGGUUGCAUUGAGGGCUCGGCAGGUCUUGAUCGCCUCUCACCUUCCCUCUUAUGAGCUGAGGCACAAUCAAGUGGAAUCCAUUUUCCUUUCUGCCAUAGACUUGUAUGGACAUCAGUUCUGCCCAGAAAACCUAAAGAAACUCAUUCUGUCUGAGACCUCAAUCUUCGAUGUUCUACCAAAUUUUUUCUAUCAUAUCAACCAAGUGGUCCGAAUGGCUGCCUUGGAGGUAUAUGUGAGGAGGGGGUACAUUGCCUAUGAAUUAAACAGCUUGCAGCACCAUCAGCUUUUGGACGGCACAUGCGUAGUGGAAUUUCAGUUCAUGUUACCCACUUCUCAUCCAAACAGAGAGAUCAGCCCAACACUGAGCAGGAUGUCGAUGCCUAUCAGUGCCACACAUCUAGAGAUAAACCGUCAGAGCAGUGAACUCUUUAUGGACAGUGGUUUCUCUCCUCUGUGCCAGAGGAUGGGCGUUAUGGUGGCUUUUGACAUAUUUGAAGAUUUCACAAGGAACUUUGAUGAGGUCAUUUGCUGCUUUGCAGACCCUCCGCUAGAUAGCCCCUUGUUCAGUGAGGCCCGAUCUACAUUUUACGAUGAAGAAGACAAUAAGAACAUUCGGGAGGAGCCCAUCCACAUUUUGAACGUGGCUAUUAAGUCAGCAGACCGCAUAGAGGAUGAAGAACUAGUGGCAAUGUUUAGAACUUUCUCCCAGUCAAAGAAAAACAUUUUAGUGGAUUAUGGACUCCGAAGAAUUACUUUUCUAAUUACCCAACAGAGAGAGUUUCCGAAGUUCUUCACAUUUAGAGCAAGAGAUGAGUUUGCUGAGGAUAGAAUUUAUAGACAUCUGGAGCCAGCCCUGGCAUUUCAGCUGGAGCUUAAUAGAAUGCGUAACUUUGACCUGACUGCAGUCCCAUGUGCCAACCACAAGAUGCACCUCUAUCUUGGAGCAGCUAAAGUAGCAGCUGGUAUAGAGGUGACCGAUUACAGGUUCUUCGUUCGAGCCAUUAUUAGACAUUCUGACCUUGUCACAAAGGAAGCUUCGUUUGAGUACCUGCAGAAUGAAGGGGAGCGUCUUCUGUUAGAGGCUAUGGAUGAACUAGAAGUUGCCUUUAACAACACAAGUGUCCGCACCGACUGCAACCACAUCUUUCUCAACUUUGUCCCCACUGUCAUCAUGGACCCCUCUAAGAUUGAGGAGUCUGUCCGCUCUAUGGUCAUGAGAUAUGGCAGCCGCCUGUGGAAGCUACGUGUACUUCAAGCUGAAGUGAAGAUCAACAUCAGAUUAAAUCCAGUAGGCAAAGCCAUACCCAUUCGCCUGUUUCUGACCAAUGAGUCUGGUUACUAUUUAGAUAUCAGCCUUUAUAAAGAGGUGACAGACCCCAUCACUGGACAUAUCCUGUUUAAUUCAUAUGGUGAUAAGCACGGACACAUGCACGGAAUGCUGAUAAAUACUCCCUAUGUGACAAAAGAUCUGUUGCAGUCUAAGAGGUUCCAGGCUCAGUCCCUAGGAACCACCUAUGUGUAUGACUUCCCUGAAAUGUUUAGACAGGCUCUGUUUAAACUCUGGGGUUCAGGAGAACCUAACACCACAGAUAUUCUCACCUACACAGAGCUGGUCCUUGAUAGCCAGGGCCAGUUGGUUCAGCUGAACAGGUUGCCUGGUGGAAAUGAGGUUGGAAUGGUGGCUUUCAAGAUGAAGCUUAAAACUCCUGAGUACCCAAAAGGACGGGACAUAAUUGUAAUCUGCAAUGAUAUCACCUACAAGAUCGGCUCUUUUGGGCCAGAGGAAGAUUUGCUUUUUCUGCUAGCUUCAGAGCUUGCUAGGAAGGAAGGGAUCCCACGAAUUUAUAUUGCAGCUAACAGUGGGGCUCGAAUAGGACUGGCAGAGGAGCUUCGGCACAUGUUUCAGGUGGCAUGGAAUGACCCUUCUGAUCCUUACAAGGGUUUCAAGUAUUUGUACCUGACCCCUCAGGACUAUACACGGAUUAGCGCUAUGAAUUCUGUGCAUUGUGAGCAUGUUGAAGAGGAAGGUGAAUCAAGGUAUAUGCUGACUGACAUAAUUGGAAAGGAGGAAGGAAUCGGAGUGGAGAAUCUGAGAGGAUCCGGAACAAUAGCAGGAGAAUCAUCUCUGGCAUAUGAUGAGAUUGUUACCAUUAGCAUGGUAACUUGCCGUGCAAUUGGGAUAGGAGCCUACCUGGUGAGACUUGGACAACGUGUUAUCCAAGUGGAGAAUUCCCAUAUAAUCCUGACUGGUGCCAGUGCCCUGAACAAGGUCCUGGGCCGUGAAGUGUACACCUCAAAUAACCAGCUGGGAGGAGUACAAAUUAUGUGUAAUAACGGCGUGUCUCACACUAUGGUGCCAGAUGAUUUUGAGGGAGUGUAUACUAUUAUUCAGUGGCUCUCUUACAUGCCAAAGGAUAAACACAGUCCAGUUCCUGUCAUCACUUCAGUUGAUCCAAUUGACCGUCAGAUUGAAUUUAUGCCAACAAAGGCUCCAUAUGAUCCCCGUUGGAUGCUUGCUGGUAGAGCUCAUCCCACUGUAAAAGGGACAUGGCAGAGUGGAUUCUUUGACCAUGGAAGCUUCAUGGAGAUCAUGCAACGCUGGGCACAGACUGCUGUGGUUGGAAGGGCCAGAUUAGGAGGAAUACCUGUGGGAGUUAUCGCUGUUGAGACCCGGAGUUCAGAGAUGGUAGUGCCAGCUGAUCCAGCCAAUCCCGAGUCUGAAGCUAAGAUAAUCCAGCAGGCUGGUCAGGUUUGGUUCCCAGAUUCUUCAUUUAAAACUGCCCAGGCAAUAAAGGACUUUGGUCGUGAACGGCUUCCUCUAAUCAUCUUUGCAAAUUGGAGGGGAUUCUCUGGGGGUAUGAAGGACAUGUAUGAUCAAGUGCUGAAGUUUGGGGCAUACAUUGUGGACAGCCUCAGAGAGUUCAAGCAGCCUGUUUUGGUGUACAUCCCACCAUACGCGGAGCUAAGGGGAGGAUCUUGGGUUGUUAUUGAUCCUACAAUAAACCCUCUCUACAUGGAGCUCUAUGCAGACAAGGACAGCAGAGGUGGUGUGCUGGAAGCAGAGGGCACAGUUGAGAUCCGUUUUAGAAGAAAAGACCUUAUCAAGACCAUGAGGAGACUAGAUCCAGUGUAUUCCCAGAUUGUAGAACAGCUUGUCCCAGCCUCCUCUGCUGUCAACCCAUCAGGUACUCCAGAGCUGUCAGACUUGGAGCGCAAGAAUUUAGAAAAGAAGCUGAAGGCGAGAGAGGAGCAGCUUCUCCCAAUCUACCACCAAAUAGCAGUGAAAUUUGCAGAUCUGCAUGAUACCCCCGGGAGAAUGCAAGAGAAAGGCGUCAUCUCAGAUAUUUUGGAGUGGAAGGAAGCACGGACAUUCAUGUACUGGAGGCUGCGUCGCCUCCUACUGGAAGAAGUGGUGAAGAAGGAGAUCCUUAAUGCAAAUAGUGAGCUUAGUGACAUCCACAUCCAGUCCAUGCUUCGUCGAUGGUUUAUGGAAACAGAAGGAGCUGUCAAGACAUAUUUGUGGGACAAUAACCAAGUGGUAGUAGAAUGGUUGGAGAAGCACCUACAAGAGGAGGAUGGUACAAAAUCGGCAAUCCGGGAGAACAUAAAGUACCUAAAAAAAGACUUUGCCCUGAAACACAUACGGAGUCUGGUACUAGCCAACCCUGAUGUGACCAUGGAUUGUAUUGCCCACAUGACCCAGCAGAUCACACCUGCACAGCGAGCACAGCUUACGAGGCUCUUAUCAACUAUGGAGAACCCUCCUGCCAGCUGACACCGAAUCUGGCAGAAGUCCUCCUCUGAGAAUAGCAUGCAACCUUCAGCUGCCGCCCCCAGAUGGGGCUUCAAAAUUGAAGUUCUAGCAAACUGUGCCAAUAAGUGCCUUCUAUGACAGAUACAGCAGAACAGCGCUCAAUGAGGUAGAUGUAUUAAGCCUGGAAGUGGAAGGUGAUAAUGCACCAGCCUGUCAUUACGGAUUUGAAAAUUUACAGGAGCUGAUUGGCUGGUGCAUUAUUGCCUUCCGCUUAUCAGCGCUUUAUCACUUCUCCAGGCCCCAAUAUCUCUUAGAUGGCACAAAAUAUGAUUACUACCACUAUUGUAAAACUUGUCGCUAUUGUAAUCUGUUUUUUUUCAGCAUUUACCCACAUCAUAUGUUUUGUGGUUUUUUUUUAUUUUUUUAUUUUGUUUCACGAAAAACAAACUGAAGCCCAUUGUUCAGUAUAGCUGCUUUAUCCAACAUUGCACUUUUUCUCAUAAUAUACAGUAUGUGACCUUUGCUGAACCCCCAUAUCAAUUGUUCAAUCAUUUAGUAGGAGGUACUAAAAAUGAAAAAAAUAUAUAUAUUUUAUAUACGCACAACAGUAGUCAUUUAAUGGUGCUAGAGUAAUGUAUGGGGCUGAAAAAAAGAUGAAAAGAGCCAUACAGUACAUGUACAUCACAUUAAGAAUGGAUGUGGACAGUGGCAGAGAACAUAAUAAAUUGUGGCCAUGAAUUUCUGUGUUAGCAUUUAUAUCUCAGGAAUACGUUAUCAAUUUGUGAAUGUUAAUAACCUGUUUCCCCACCAGGAGGACUUGCCAACUAGAAUUAGAAAACAUUUGACUAUACUAAUUUUAUUGAAAUGUUUUACAAUUGGUCUGUUUUGCAUCUUGGUUAAUGGUGCCGCCUUGUUCUUCAUAAAUAUUACUAUUGAAGAAA